UCAUUUUACUGAUUUAAUUUAAAACGUAACUUGAAACAUAUUCAAUAUUUCUCUUAUUAAUGUAACAGGAAACUGGAAAGCCUAGAUUUGCUAUUAACAUUAUAACGUUAAUAUUAUUAACAUAAAUUAUUAUGCCAUAUAUCCAUACCUGAGACUGUAAAUGUAAAUUAUUUAAAUGUUUUUACUAUUGGAAUAAGUUAUAAGACGGCCUACAGAGGACUCUUUCAAGCAGGAGCCUUAGAUUUUGAAAUGUGAUUCUUAAAUGUUCCGUUAACAUAUAUUUACUAUAUUUCGAUUUGAUUUUAUAAUCUUGGUUGCAAUGCUUUUUAAACAUAUCACAGAUUUUACACACAGAACGUAGAACAUAAAUUUUAGGGAAUUUAAAAUCAUUUCGUGUUAGUUGGUUAGUUUGAUUGAAAUUCUUCGUAUUGAAAAUUAAGAGCCCGCUAAAUGGAAAACGCCGAAAACAAUAAGGAGCUGAAUGCCUUACCGAAGGAUAUUGAUAUCGAGAAUACCCAACACAUAUGCCUCUACCUGCGGAAUCUACGGGCACGGCUCAAGCAAACGAUACAGCAGCACACUGACUUGAUUCAGACUUCAGUGAACAUAAUCAGGGAGAUGGCUGAUGUGUCCACAAUGCUGGCAAUGACGCAGUCCGGAACAGAGCAGCAGCCUACUAAAAUCAAGCGACUGAUUAUGGACUUUGAAAACAUGCACACAGGUGACAAUGGCUUGAGCUCAGUCGAGGCAAUGGAACUGCGUGAGCUGCUCGCUGAUUUUCGACGACUUCACGAGAGUCAACUGCUGCGCGAUAGCCUGAUGUGUUUCAAGCGCGCCAAGGAGUCCUUCGAAAAGGUUGAUACCUUGCUGGGCCAAUCUGGCCAAAGUGUUCUCGGCGAAUCGGGCCAGCCAUCGCCUCAGAGCAGUCAGGCAGUGGUGAGCAGCAAUAGUGCUAGUCGCAGUCUGCGGGAGAAGAUUUUGGCCUUCAACAAGGCCUCCGAGAAGGGCCAGAAUAUGUUGCAAAAUUUUACGCAUUGCUUUAGCAAAAUGAGUACUGCGAAUAUUGCAUCUGCUGCUGAAGCGCAGGCAAACCCGACUGCAUCGCGUUCCCGCACGAAUUCCGGCUACGAGGGUGACGUGGACAGUGAAAUCGAUCAAACUGAUAAUGCCAAAAGUAAGGAACAAGUUAUCAAACCUAAUAACUGAGGCAUAUUUAUGGUUUAAGUUUAUUAUACACGUAUAUCAUACCAAAUAAUGAGCUAUGCCUAACAUGGUAUGUGUUUUAAAUAUUCUAUUGUUAUGACAAGGCGCAAGUAAAAAA
This is a messenger RNA of Drosophila virilis, 1321 nucleotides long. RefSeq lists its product as uncharacterized. Lineage: Eukaryota; Metazoa; Arthropoda; Insecta; Diptera; Drosophilidae. The record is from RefSeq and is a predicted model, not a curated record.